CGAAGACUCCAAGAACGACACUGUGGUACGGGAACACCCGGGGCUUGGGACCCGCCCCGCCUCCCGCAAAGAGUCCAUGGAGAACGCGAACGCGACUCGGAGGCCUUGAGGACGGAGGCAGAGGGGGAGCCGAGAUUGACGGGCGAACCGGGAAGGGGCGACCUCGAGCUGGAGAGUUCCAUGGCUGAGAGUCGGCUCAGGGCUCCGGACCCGGGGGCUCAUCGAGGAGUUUCCAGCUGUCUGGGAAAGUGCCGGAAGAGUUUAUCUGGUGCUGGGAGGCAGCCCUUUUCUGGAAAAUCCUUUUACUUGGAUCUGCCUACUGGCAGGAAUCUCCAGUUUUUAACAGGGGCCAUCCAGCAGCUGGGAGGGGUAAUUGAGGGUUUUCUGAGCAAAGAAGUAAGUUACAUUGUGUCCAGCCGGAGAGAAGCAAAGACAGAGAGUAGCGAUUCAAGCCACAGAGGCUAUCCCAGCUCCAGUGAAGUUAGAAUGGAAACAUCCUCCAUGGCCAUUCCAAAAGGCAGCCAUGCCAGACCUUCACAGAAACCCGUAGACUCGGUUCCUCUGAGCAGAGGGAAGGAACUGCUGCAGAAGGCCAUCAAAAAUCAGGGGAGCAGCAGUGGAGGUGGCAGUGGGAGCAGCAGCAGCCUCCUGACCAAUGCCCGUUCCUGGGGAGUGAGGGUCCUGCAUGUGGAAGAAAUGAUGAUGCAUGUGCAGCAGCUGUCUCUCUGUUCUUUAUGUGUAAAGAAGCAAGAAGUAAAGAAGCCAGAGGGAACACGUCCAGGAGUGGAGUCAAGAACAUGGAAAGUGGCUAGAUUGAAGGCACCAUUCCUCAAAAUUGAAGAUGUGAACCAGAAGUUUCGUCCUUUCCACCAUCAGUUUAAAUCCUUUCCUGAAAUUUCUUUUCUGGGACCCAAAGAUGCAAGUCCAUUUGAGGCUCCAAUGACCCCAGACAGCUCACAUCAUACUAGAGGACUCAAGGACCAAGAGCCAAGCCUGCAGUCAGCUACACACACCUUACCUAGGAGGAAGAAAGGAUACUGCGAGUGUUGCCAGGAGACCUUUGUGGAGCUCCAUGUGCAUCUUCAGAGUGCCCAGCACCAAGGCUUUGCCCUUGGAGCUCAUUCAUAUGCAGAAGUAGACCAGAUCAUCACCCAGCUCAGCCAUACCUUUGCAGACAUUCCCUCCUGGGCCACCCUCCCCAGACAGUCAGGUUCCCCAGCUUCUGAUUGUGACCCACUCUGUCCUGAGACUGUGCCCCCCAGCCAGCUCUCCUAUCCCAGGGCAGCAUCUCCCAGAAUGAAGAAAGAAGAUAGUGGUCAAACCCCAGGUACUCCGGAGCAGGAUGGGACAGUGAACAGCAUAAAGACACCAGCUGAACCUGCAGGGACCAGUGAGGUAUCUGGACCAGUAGCAAGCUGCCAGGAGCCAAGGGCAUCAGUUGGUGUGUCUGUGAACCCCCCAGGAACACCAGUGUCUGGGAGCCCUGCUAACCAGUGCCUCGUGACCAGCUCUGGUUUUGUGGACCUCUCCCCUGGCCCAGACCUGGCACUUGCUGGCCACAAGCGGAAGGUUCAGUUCCCCAGUGGCAAUGCUGAGAAGAGACCAGGGGCCUCCUGGUCACAUGCCUCAUUUUUUGUCCCAAGAGUCACCAGCCCUUGUGGUGCUAGAACAACUGGUAGCAGGCAUCUUCUCUCCCUUCCCCUUCUGGUCAAUGAAUCCAGGUCCCUAGCCUCCCUCCUGCCCUUGUGCCACCCACAGACCUGCCUCUCCCUUCCAGGCUCCUUCCCCUGCCAAUACUCAGACAGACCAGCAGAGCUCUGGGCUACACAGCCCCCCUGGCCUGGGGGAGGAUGGCUCCCAGAAUCAGAGGAUUCUAAGUGUGCAGCCCCUGGCUUUGUUUCCUAGCGUGAUGACGGACUUUCCAGCUGCCCCACGGCCCCAGGCCGGCUGUCAGC
Molecule: messenger RNA, 1955 nt
Organism: Castor canadensis (American beaver)
Lineage: Eukaryota; Metazoa; Chordata; Mammalia; Rodentia; Castoridae
Source: RefSeq, a predicted model, not a curated record